Molecule: messenger RNA, 11323 nt
Organism: Chionomys nivalis (European snow vole)
Lineage: Eukaryota; Metazoa; Chordata; Mammalia; Rodentia; Cricetidae
Gene: Bmpr2
Product: bone morphogenetic protein receptor type 2
Exons: 13
Coding region: 1154-4273 (1039 amino acids)
Biological process (GO): protein phosphorylation; BMP signaling pathway; cellular response to growth factor stimulus
Cellular component (GO): plasma membrane; signaling receptor complex
Molecular function (GO): transforming growth factor beta receptor activity; ATP binding
Source: RefSeq, a predicted model, not a curated record
CGCCUCAGACUGGCAGCUGCGGCGACUCCCCCCUUUGUGUCUGGUCUGCUCGGAGUCGCCGGAGCCGCUUCCCGGAGGGGCGCGGGGUGUUUCGCAAGCCCCCGCUGCCCACCCCUUCCUCGGCCACCUACGUCCGUCUUCCCGCCGCCCCCCGCCCUCGGCCCGCGACGCCCAGAGCUGCGGAGAGCGAGGCGGCGGUGGCGGCGGCGGCGGCUUCUUCUUCCUCGGGCUGUGCUGUGAUUCGCUCCUGAGAGCCGUCGACGGGAGGAGACCGGGCUUCUUCCACGGUGCUGGGAUUUCCUGCAGGCCCCCGCCGACAGCGAGGCCGCGGGGCCGAGAGCCCUCGGAAGGCCAGCCGGGGCCGCCCCGCACCUCCCUGCGUGCGGCGCUCCGGGGCUCGCCGGGGCCGCGACCCUCGUCUCCCCUCCUCCGCGCCCCGAGGCCCGGCCUGCUGCCUGCCUGCGCGACCCUCGCGCGAUUGUUCCGAGGAAGCCGUGGGCUCGCCCAUGGAGGCCGGCACCUUUUUCGACCCAGUCGGAGGAGUGGAUUUAUUGAUGUCGGAAUCCGAGUGAAGCAAGCAACGAGGCGAAACUUUCAACGGAGACCCUACCAACUGCACUCCGAGUCCGGAGCGAUGCGACUCGGGCGGCCGGGCGCCACCGCCCGCCCCGCUGCGCCCUUCCCGGCGGUCGAGAACUUGUUCUGAUCCUCAGUGCCCCCAUCGAGUCCCCGCCCUCCAUCCCCCCACCCCCACCCCCGGCACUCUGGAUAUGUUUUCUCCCAGAUCUGGAUAUUUUUUUGAUAUCGUGAAGCUACGAGGGAAAUAAUUGCAGGCAUUUCUUCAGGGCUCCCUGCUUCUCUCCUUCUCCCCCCCCCCCAACGGACAUGCCUUCAGUUUGGGGAGCCGAGGCACCCUGUCCUAGGCGAAUGAAGCCCCCCAGCCACGAGGGAGCGAAAUGAAGGGAAAUUCUGCAGUGGAAUGAGAGCUCUCCAGCUAGGUCCUCGCAUCUGCCAUUUGUCCUUUCGAACUGCAUUGUAAUCCGGGCAGGAUAAAUCAGACGGCGAGACGAGCAGCCUCUGGCCGGCUUUCUCCGCCCGAAUUUACUUUCCACAUUUCUUUUCUUUGCCUUCCUGCUUCUUGGCUUGCCCAGGGAUGACUUCCUCGCUGCAGCGACCCUGUCGGGUGCCCUGGCUGCUAUGGACCGCCCUGCUGGUCAGCACUACGGCUGCUUCCCAGAAUCAAGAACGGCUGUGUGCAUUUAAAGAUCCCUAUCAACAAGACCUUGGGGUAGGUGAGAGCAGAAUCUCUCAUGAAAACGGGACAAUAUUGUGCUCCAAAGGGAGCACGUGCUAUGGCCUGUGGGAGAAAUCCAAAGGGGACAUCAAUCUUGUGAAACAAGGAUGUUGGUCUCACAUUGGCGAUCCCCAAGAGUGUCACUAUGAAGAAUGUGUAGUAACUACCACCCCACCCUCUAUUCAGAAUGGAACAUACCGUUUUUGCUGCUGUAGUACAGAUUUAUGUAAUGUCAACUUUACUGAGAAUUUUCCACCUCCUGAUACAACACCACUCAGUCCACCUCAUUCAUUUAAUCGAGACGAGACGAUAAUCAUUGCUUUGGCAUCAGUCUCUGUAUUAGCUGUUUUGAUAGUCGCCUUAUGUUUUGGAUACAGACUAUUGACAGGAGACCGGAAGCAGGGUCUUCACAGCAUGAACAUGAUGGAGGCCGCAGCCUCAGAGCCGUCUCUGGACCUGGAUAACCUGAAGCUCCUGGAGCUGAUUGGACGGGGUCGAUAUGGAGCAGUGUAUAAAGGUUCCUUGGAUGAGCGUCCAGUUGCUGUAAAAGUAUUUUCUUUUGCAAACCGUCAGAAUUUUAUAAAUGAAAAAAACAUUUACAGAGUGCCUUUGAUGGAGCAUGACAACAUUGCUCGCUUUAUAGUUGGAGAUGAGAGACUCACUUCAGAUGGACGCAUGGAGUAUUUGCUGGUGAUGGAGUAUUAUCCCAACGGAUCUCUAUGCAAAUAUUUGAGUCUCCAUACAAGUGACUGGGUAAGCUCUUGCCGGUUGGCUCAUUCUGUGACUAGAGGAUUGGCUUAUCUGCACACAGAAUUACCACGAGGAGAUCAUUAUAAACCUGCAAUUUCCCAUCGAGAUUUAAACAGCAGAAAUGUCCUGGUAAAAAACGAUGGCACGUGUGUCAUCAGCGACUUCGGUUUGUCAAUGAGGCUAACUGGAAACAGACUGGUGCGCCCAGGGGAAGAGGAUAAUGCAGCUAUAAGCGAGGUUGGCACAAUUCGCUAUAUGGCGCCAGAAGUGCUGGAAGGAGCUGUGAACCUGAGGGACUGUGAGUCCGCGCUGAAGCAGGUAGACAUGUAUGCGCUGGGGCUGAUCUACUGGGAGGUGUUCAUGAGAUGUACAGACCUCUUCCCCGGUGAAUCUGUACCAGAAUACCAGAUGGCUUUCCAGACAGAAGUUGGCAACCAUCCCACUUUUGAGGACAUGCAGGUUCUUGUGUCGAGAGAAAAACAGAGACCCAAAUUCCCAGAAGCCUGGAAAGAAAACAGCCUGGCGGUGAGAUCACUCAAGGAAACGAUCGAAGACUGCUGGGACCAGGACGCGGAGGCUCGGCUCACGGCGCAGUGUGCUGAGGAGAGAAUGGCUGAGCUUAUGAUGAUAUGGGAGAGAAACAAGUCUGUGAGCCCAACGGUCAACCCCAUGUCUACUGCCAUGCAGAAUGAACGCAACCUGUCACAUAAUAGGCGUGUGCCAAAAAUUGGGCCUUAUCCAGAUUAUUCUUCUUCCUCGUAUAUUGAAGACUCCAUACACCACACUGACAGCAUUGUGAAGAAUAUUUCCUCUGAGCAUUCAAUGUCCAGCAGCACGCCUUUGACUGUAGGAGAAAAGAACCGAAACUCAAUUAAUUACGAACGACAGCAAGCACAAGCUCGGAUCCCCAGCCCUGAAACAAGCGUCACCAGCCUGUCCACAAACACAACCACCACAAACACCACGGGCCUCACUCCGAGUACUGGCAUGACCACCAUCUCUGAGAUACCGUACCCAGAUGAAACCAAUCUGCAUGCCGCGAAUGUUGCGCAGCCAAUUGGGCCGACCCCUGUCUGCUUGCAGCUGACGGAAGAAGACCUGGAGACCAAUAAGCUAGACCCAAAAGAAGUUGAUAAGAACCUCAAGGAAAGCUCCGACGAGAACCUCAUGGAACACUCUCUCAAGCAGUUCAGUGGGCCAGACCCCUUGAGCAGUACCAGUUCCAGCCUGCUUUAUCCACUCAUAAAGCUCGCAGUGGAAGUAACUGGGCAGCAGGACUUCACACAGGCUGCAAACGGCCAGGCGUGCUUAAUUCCUGAUGUUCCUCCCGCUCAGCUCUAUCCUCUCCCUAAGCAACAGAACCUGCCUAAGAGACCCACUAGUUUGCCUUUGAACACCAAAAAUUCAACAAAAGAACCCCGGCUAAAAUUUGGCAACAAGCACAAAUCAAACUUGAAACAGGUAGAAACUGGAGUUGCCAAGAUGAAUACAAUCAAUGCUGCAGAACCUCAUGUAGUGACGGUGACUAUGAAUGGAGUGGCAGGGAGAAGCCACACUGUUAAUUCCCAUGUCGCAACAACCCAGUAUGCCAAUGGGACGGUGCCAUCUGGCCAGGCAGCCAACAUAGUGGCACAGAGGGCUCAAGACAUGCUGCAGAAUCAGUUUAUUGGCGAGGAUACUCGGCUGAAUAUUAAUUCUAGUCCUGAUGAGCAUGAACCUUUACUGAGACGAGAGCAGCAAGCUGGCCAUGAUGAAGAGGUUCUGGACCGUUUGGUAGACAGGCGGGAACGGCCCCUCGAAGGGAGCCGAACUAAUUCCAAUAACAACAACAGCAAUCCGUGCUCAGAACAAGAUGGACUUCCACAGGGUGUUACAAGCACAGUUGCAGAUCCUGGGCCAUCGAAGCCCAGGAGAGCACAGAGGCCCAGUUCUCUGGAUCUUUCAGCCACAAAUAUCCUGGAUGGCAGCAGUAUACAGAUAGGUGAGUCCACACAGGAUGGCAAAUCAGGAUCAGGGGAAAAGAUCAAGAAACGCGUGAAAACUCCGUACUCCCUUAAGCGGUGGCGUCCCUCCACGUGGGUCGUCUCCACUGAACCCCUGGACUGUGAGGUCAACAACAAUGGGAGUGACCGAGCAGUCCAUUCUAAAUCUAGCACUGCUGUGUACCUCGCAGAAGGAGGCACUGCCACCACCAUGGUGUCUAAGGAUAUAGGGAUGAAUUGUCUGUGAGAUGUUUCCAAUCUUAUGGAGUGAAAUUAUUUUUUUGCAUCAUUUAAACAUGCAGAAGACAUUUAAAAAACAAACUGCUUUAACCUCCUGUCAGCACCCCUUCCCACCCCUGCAACAGGACUUGCUUUAAAUAGAUUUCAGCUAUGCAGAAAAUUUUAGCUCAUGCUUCCAUAUUUUUUAAUUUUGUUUUUUAAGUUUUGCACUUUUAUUUAGUCUUGCUAAAGUUAUAUUUGUCUGUUAUGACCACAUUAUGUGUGUGCGUAUCAAAAGUGGUCUCAAAAUAUUUUUUUAAGAAAAACAAAACCAGUGUAUUGCUGAUAAUCAGUUUGGACCAUUUCUAAAGGUCACUAAAGCAGAAGCAGAUGGAGACGGGCCCGACUGCAGUGGUGUCCCAGGCACAAGCUCGUUCGUGUGUCAUCUGUUGAACAUUCUUCUCUUGUGUUUUAUUUGAAUGUGCAAUAGUCUUCAGACCACAAAGAAGCUUUCUUACCAGCUCUCCCCUAGCAGGGCACACAUUCUUCCACUGUUGAAACUUGUCCCCCGUUCUUCGAUAAGAUGAACAUUUUCUGGCUUCCUCCUUAGGGAGAAUGCAUAGACACUGUUCCAAGGGCUCCAAAAAGGACUUACCAAAACCUUUCUUGAAAUGCCUUUGUCUUUUAGCCUUCCAAAUGCUAAGUGUUUCCUUCCAGGCAUUUUAAUAGGCAUAUUUGGUUCUGAUUUUGGAAGUUCAUAAGAGAGCAUAGAACAAAAGAAAGCAAAUACUAGCCAUUUCCAUUUUAUUUUUUCUAUGUAUGUUCAUGUUCCAUAUUCAUUUAUUUAAUAAAUACUUUUUAUCAGAAAAUUUAUAGAGCUAAACUUACGUGGAAUUUUUAAGUAAGUAGAUGGGCAAGGUGAUGUAGUGUAGGAACUUUGGUUUUUCUGACCAUCACAAAUUAAAUUACAUUUCCUAUUUAUAACCUCAGAAAAACUCAUAGUUUUGAAUUUAUAAUGUCUUUUAUUGUUUCCCAGCAAAGCGUGACAGCUUUAUGUGAAAACGAUUCUUCUUCCCAUGACCUAAAACACUGUGUGGAAAGCUCAGUCAGCCAGCAUGCCCAGUCCCGUGGAAGAAAGGCUUGCUGCCAGACUUAGGACUAUUGAGACAGCUAAGAUUUGCCCUCUUUCUUUCGCUAACUUUCUUUGCUAAUCCUGUUUUCAUGAUUUCUCCCUUUGCCAAUUUCACAUGAUCCUCGACUUUGAGCAGUGUUGUGGCAGAGACUGCCUUCUGGUGACAGCGUACGGUGAGGUCACAGUCGCGCUCUCUCGCCACUUCCCCUUUUGUCACGAGUGAUCCGUAAACCAGGCUCUGUCUUUUAAUAAAGCACUUUCUGUCAGAUACGGAUUUUCCCUAAACAUUGUUUCCCGCCAGUUUGCAAACAAAUGGUUCUCAUGUUUUCAGAUGCUCAGAAUUCUUAUUAUGCGUUAUCUGACUGAGUUUUAAUUUUUUGCAGGGGGAGGUAAAAAAGUUAAGUGUAAGUCUCCAAAUUCCUGAUCUCAGUUCUCGUGUCCUGAACACUAUUUUCUCAUUUGAAAUCCUCUACCCUCACGAUUUAACUAAAGAAAGACAGCCCCCUUUCCCAGUACACUGUCCACAGCACUUGUGACUUACUUGUAGGAGCCUUCUUUGACUUGCCAUCUGCUGCGCUUCUUUGAUGUGACAACAUUUAAAACAUUUAUUCAGCUGGGCUGCUGACUGGAGUCUCAGUCCUUGGAUUAAGAUGGUCUUAUUCUCCCGGGACUCCUUUCUCCCCUUUGUGCUUUCUUGGCCCCUCUUCUGGGUCAGAUUUGUCUUGUUUUGGGUUGGGUUUUUUUCAUGACAGAGCUUCUCUGUGUAGCUCUGGCUGUCCUGGAACUCACUCUGUAGACCAGGCUGGCUUUGAACUCAGAUUCUUAAUAUAGAUUUUGUCUUCUGACAUCAGUUUAUUUCAGAUAGUGACCAUUUUUUUUAAUCUAUGUAACAAAUAACUUUUGUCUUUUACUUCCUUGUCUGUCCAAAUGUCUUUCAGAUGCAUUUCAGGAUUUUUGUUUUUUCAGUUGUUGGACAACUUUAAAUCAAAAUAAAUCAUAUUCCUUCUAUCUCUAACUGAAGCACUGAGAAUAAAUGACCCCUGGAGGUCCAGCUGGUCUUUUUCUGUCAGAAAACUGCCUUACAUCCUAAUAGUUUGUGUUGAGGCCAAUCACUUGUGAAUUUCCCAACAGUCUUCAAUGGCUAAUACAUUUAUGAAAUGCUUUAAAAAGUAAUAUGCCAGGUUAAAAGAAAAAGGGUAUCGUUUCCAAUCUCGUGCAGAUAUGUUUAAAACAAAUAAUUCCUUUCAAUGACACAUGGUAAGUGCUUGAAAACGAGGAAUAGUAGAAAGCAUAGGUCCUUUUAAUAAGUUUUGGAAUUUAUAAUACAGAGCACUCAAAAAUCCCUUUAAUCACUUAAAUUACUUGUUCACUUUAUUUAUCUGAUUCUUGAAGCUGAAACUGAAUUUACCACAAGAUUUCACAUAAAAAUUAAUGUUGGGCCUUUUGAUUAAAAGUCAUUCAGUUCAAAAAUAUUUGCCUGAACCAGUAUUAUAAUCUUUAAAGAAUCAUAAUAGGACAUUUUCUUUUAAAAAUGCCAUUUGUGGGGCUGGAGAAGCAGCAAGGCAGCUAACAGUGGUUUCUGCUUUUCUGAGGACCCAGGUUGAACUCACAGCAGCCCCAUGGCUGGUCACAGCCUCCUGACGUGCACAUAACUAAAAAAUAUAAAAAUCAAUCCUAAAGUCCUAACUGUAUACCAAAAGUAAGUAAUGGAAAGAACUUGAUUUGAAUCAUGUAUAGAAUAAAGUGAUUUAAAUAAAAACCCUGAAACAUUUAAUGUAUAAUUUAAAACCACUGUGAACACCGUGAAAGGCCAUACUCUGAAAACUGGCGUCUAAAUGCACUAUAUUUUCAUCUUCACAGCAACCGUAUUUUAAUUAAUUUUCAUAUUUUACGAACAAGGAAACAUUAAGAGAUGAUAGCUAAUUUGUCCAAGUUUACCUAAGGUGAAAUCCCAGGUCCGUUUCUACACAGCUCUUUCAUCCACUCACAGUCUACAUCCUUCAUGGACAGAUGUGUGAUACACUGACAUUUUUACUCCAGCAGACUUGCAGCUUGUAUAUAAGCCAUGCCAGAUAACUUACUGGUUUGAGAAGUUAGGUAGUCACUAUUGCUUAAGAGACAGUUACUAAUUCAGUACAAAAUUCAGCCUAUACCCUAAAAUCACGUCACUUUUCUUCUGAUACAUUGCAGAACUGAAGGCAAAGUCAACUUUAAGAGAAAGGUGAAGGAAGCUGAGGGAACAGAGAUCCUAAAGUGAUCCCGUAUUAGAUUUGGAAAAAAGUUUGAUAUAAAUUUUCAGUCUUCUCAACCCUUUGACCCCAUCUGUAAAAUUUCGGCUUUAGCAAUGUUAGAAAAAAAUGUUAAGUCAGAGACCCAAAUAAGAUGUAUAUGAUGUAGAAAAACACAAAAUUAAUACCCUUUAUUAUUAUUGUUGUUAAUGUUUUGCUUUUUCAAGACAGGAUUUCUCUGUAGCUUUGGAGCCUGUCCAGAACUAGCUCUUGUAGACCAGGCUGACCUCGAACUCACAGAGAUCCUCCUGCCUCCGCCUCCCGAGUGCUGGGAUUAAAGGCGUGCCCGGUUGCUAAUACCCAUUUUUAUAAAACAGGUUGUCAUAGCUUCAUUACACGUAUGUAUUUGUUCCAGAAACUGUAUGUUGGUUCUGAAUGGGAAAAUAGAGAAGGGGCACUCAAAUAGUCAGUCAGUGGGAAUUAUCACAAAUUUUGACAAAUAUUUUUAUUUAAAAUAUUUCCAAGCUUGAUUUCUGAAUCCCAAAGGAAUACCUGAUAGGCUGCAACUGUUAAAUUGCACAUUUAGUCUCUAUUAACAAGUCAUUUAAAAUGAAAAAAUUCAAUAAACGUUUCUUGUUUCCAUAUUUAUGAACAUGAAUAUUUCAAUGCGAGACCCUUACUAGUAUUUCAUAUUGUAUUUUAUUUUAUAUCAUAUUUGUAAAGCCUAUGUUGAACUUAGUACCUGUCAUGUGUAUGUUAUUACAUGACUAUCCACAGAUUUUUAAAAAAUAUAUAUAUAAUUACUUUAUAUCCUUAAUUCCUUAAAAGAUAGAUUCUUCACGCAUGCUAGCUGAUGUUCUAGACCUGCGAUUUCAGGAAGUAUGUGACACUCAGAGACCCCAGGAAUCUUUUUUUAAGCUAUGAUAACUUUCAAUAUUCACACCCUUGACUAACAGCGGGGUGUGGUGGUUUUUGUUUUCCAGAAGACAAAGUUGCAUUUUAACCUUUUUGUUUAGAUUAUGAACUAUGCAAACUUUGUCCACAAACUACCUUACAUGAUCCCUUCCUAACCGUGUUGAUUGAUUAUGUCAGGCUGGCUGAUUACGUCCUGGGCAGGCCUCCCCCUGUGUCAGGAGAGUUUUCUUCAUACCUGAUCUGUCUCUCACAUGUGAUUUGUGUGUUCCUCAUACUUCACAGGGAAAAGAGAAGGUCGUCCUCUCUGUUGCUCUUAGUCAGCUUCGGGCUUCUCGGCUAACCCUGUUCAUCAGAUAAAAUUGCCCCAGUUCCUUUAGGUCUUUUCUCCUCAUCUAUUUUAAUGACUUUAUUUAUAUUUAAAAGCACAUAAAAUUCUAUGUUAUAUUCAAGUGAAUUGCUCCAGUUAAUUUAUAGCACAGCAGUUUUGAUAGGGUUCAGAGUACAGAUGUUGCCAUUUGACAUUGAAUUAAAUCAUCAUACCACCCAAAAUUCAGCACUUAAUUUUGUAGUAGCUACAUUUUCUAUUAAAGUGUAUGUUAUGAUUUUAUAUCUGGAUAGAGCUAAAAAGCCAUGCAUAUAAGCAUUUGUAAUUGUGUAUCAUUUUUACUAAACUCGCACCAUGUCACAGGGAGUUUUAGUAUUACGAUUGAGCCACAACAAAUACUGUACAUUUUUCUUCAUAUCAAAUACUGUAUUAAACACUAAAUGCAAAAUUAAUUUUCAAAAGUAGACCCUACAGAAAUCAGGUAUUAUCCAUGCGUAUUUUUGUAUUUUUGUAGACCACUUUUGAAAUGCUUACCAUUGUUUUUGCAGCAUAGAGUGGAUGGACUGAGACAAUUUUAUUUAACUUUCAAGUAGUUAAAGUUGGGUGUUUGCAUAGAGUAAAUCUUCAAAUUUUAUCUCAUGGCAUAUAGAUUUGCAAGUAAAUAUUCAAGAGGCUAUACUAUACGUUAAAAUUAUGCCCCAAAUAAAUCUAUUGAAUCUUCUGUAGAAUUCCAAUUUUAUCACCACUAUGGUGUUUGAGGUGUUUCUAAUGAACGCUGUAAGCACACACGUUCAUUUGUAAAAUUUAGUUUGGAGCCCACAUUAAAAUCUGGAGCAGAAGGAAUCUUUAGAAAUAAAUUGCUUCAUUAGGAUGUCCAGUUUGUAUUUUAAAGACAAUUGACUGUACUUGAAAUUACAACUUAACUGUUUCUUUUUUUUAAAAGACUCCAUUUUAUUCGUGUUUUAAAUUUCAGAAACAUCUCAUGGUUUGAAUCACCUUUAGACAUAGUAUUACCUAAAACCUCAGGGCGCCUUCCGUCUGUUUGUACACGGACACCGUCACCUGAUAGCAAACAAGCAGUUAGGUCUAGCUGGAUAUUUAAAAGUGUUUGUUGCAUAGUAAUGUGUCAUCAUAUUAUUUGACUUAAUUCACAUCAACAUAAUAUUUUAUUUCAUUAAUCGUAAAAACUUGCCCAGUUCUGUAAUUACUGAAUAGAAGGAAUGACUCAACCAAUUGGCCACAUGGUUUGGCGGAUUUAAGCCUUGGAGUUAAAGCACUGGCUUAAACACGCUCUGUUCUUGGUUCCGUGGUUACAUGUGAUGGAGCCAGUGUUUCGUUUUGGUUUGUGGUUGGUUUUUUUUUUUUAUAAGAGAGCUUAGGAAAAGUAAUUCUGAGAUAGAGUUUUCUUAAGAGAUAAUUAGCAUUAUAAAACUUUCUUCUGAAAGUGAGGUCAUGACCGCAGCUGUAGUGAUGGCUUUGAGAAGGUGAUCUAUGGCAACCGGUUUUCACACUGGCAGAGCCAAACAAUUUUUCUUUAAGUCAGACAAACGUAAGCUCUAAUUGGUCUGCUGUCUGUUUAAAUCUUAGCAGUGGAGUUGUUUGUAAUCAAUCUCUUGUCUCGGGCUCCCUGCCUUGUUUGUUAUCAGUCUUAAGUAUAUAAAAGAAACACUUGUAAAGAUGUAUAAGAGUAAGAAAACUAAUGACUAAAAAAUGCAAUUCAGAGCAAUUAGGUUUCAAUUCAAUAUUGAGUUGCUGACUUCUGUGGCUUUUUUUCUUUCCUGGUAACAUUUAUUUAUUUAAGCAACGUUGUAUGUUAUGUCUCCAUAUCUAUAGAGAUUGUAUUGUAUAAGUGUUUGUGUAAGCUGGAAUCAUCCUGAAUUUUCUGUUGCUAAGUUUUCAAGUGAAUUUCAUGGAUAACUGUAAAAUACAGUAACUCUUAGGUUGUUAUAGCUGAAACGUGGAGAUUUGUGGCUGCCGUGUUUUUUCUGAACGGACAGGAGAAACAUCAGCUGCCAAGUAUUCACUUCUGGGGAGGCUGGCAAGGUCGGCUCCUCCUCCGAACCCUCUUUCUCUUGUUAACGGGUAUCUUCUGUUGGUGUAUUCUGUUCUUACAUUACAAUAGAAAAUCGUGUGUGAGUUUAUGAAUAACUACUUUCAGUUAUUUUGCUUUUGUAUAAGCCAUCUGAGACCUUGCUAUGCUGUAAAAGUUGUGUUUGAUGGAGCAGUGUGAGUAUGAAUUAAAGCAGAUCACUUUCUUUUGUAUUAUCUAUGGAUGCCACUAUGAACGCUGACAUUAAGCCACUAAAGAGUUUUCUAUGAAUAAGUGUAAGUAAAUGCUUUGAUAUAUAUAAACCUAAAUAAAAAGAUUGUAUUGAGACAGAGACAUUGGCAAAGGAAGUUUUAAGGCAGUUCUUUAGGUUUAAAAAGGCUUGCUGUAAAAUGGUGCAUCAUUCCAUUUAUUAAAGAUCAUAUUAAUGA